Messenger RNA from Papaver somniferum (opium poppy), 774 nucleotides. RefSeq names its product heavy metal-associated isoprenylated plant protein 33-like. Lineage: Eukaryota; Viridiplantae; Streptophyta; Magnoliopsida; Ranunculales; Papaveraceae. The record is from RefSeq and is a predicted model, not a curated record. The transcript has 4 exons. The coding region runs from base 1 to 774 and encodes 257 amino acids.
AUGGCGAACCAAGAGCAGUGGUUGAUGAUGGCAAAUGUACAAACGCUGCAGCUGGUGACGGGGUUUGGUAUAAAAUCUUCCCCGGCUUUACAUAUGCUUGUUGGAGCUGUCGGUGGAGGUGGCGAAGGAGAUGGAGGUGGGGGGGGGGAUGGAGGAGGGGGCGAAGGUGGUGGUGAGGAAGGAGGAGGGGGUGAUGGGGACGGAGGAGGAGGUGAGGGUGGUGGUGGCGACGGGGAUGGAGGAGGAGGCGAAGGUGGUGGAGGAGGAGGUUCGCACAUAAGUGGUAGUGGUGGGGACGGUGGCGGUGGUGAGGGUGGUGGUGGCGACGGGGAUGGAGGAGGAGGCGAAGGUGGUGGAGGAGGAGGUGAGGGUGGUGGGGGUGAUGUGGAUGGAGGUGGUGAGGGGGGCUUUUUUUUGCAGCAGCAUUCACAUCGGAAAUUGUUACUUCCGGUUGAACAUUCUUCUAAAUCUGUCAAAAUUAAUGUUACUAUUAGUGACGUUUCAGCAUCUAUGAAUCAUGUUCGUCUCAAUGGUAAGGGUGUUCAUGUAUGGAUUAUCGACACUGGUGCUUCAAAUCAUGUGUGUUGUGAUGAAUCUCUUUUUCUUUCUCUUCGUACAGUUCAACCUAUUCAAAUAGGUUUACCUAAUGGUGCAAGCAUUAAGGCGACCAAAAUGGGCAUUGUCAAGUUGAAUCCAUCUCUUGUUUUAUUUGAUGUAUUUUUUGUGCCAACAUUCACCUGCAAUCUCAUCUCCGUUUCUCAAUUCUUAACUUAG